Molecule: messenger RNA, 3250 nt
Organism: Liolophura sinensis
Lineage: Eukaryota; Metazoa; Mollusca; Polyplacophora; Chitonida; Chitonidae
Product: protein OSCP1-like
Exons: 10
Coding region: 43-1164 (373 amino acids)
Biological process (GO): transport
Cellular component (GO): plasma membrane; cytoplasm
Source: RefSeq, a predicted model, not a curated record
UGUACACAGGUGCGGUUGAAAUAAGUCCUUUUUAUUAACAAGAUGUCUCUUCAAACCCUGCCUAUUUUAUUCAUUAAUCUGGGAGGGGAGAUGAUGUACAUCCUGGAUCAACGUCUACGUGCACAAAAUAUACCGAAAGAGAAAGCAACGAAAGUUCUCCAUGAUAUUGUUGGUACGAUGUUUAACAAGAGAUUCAUGGAGGAGCUGUUCAAGCCACAAGAGCUUUAUUCCAAGAAAGCCAUGAGGACAGUGUUUGACAGACUGGCCCAUGCUUCCAUCAUGAGGCUUAAUGCACCCAGUAUGGAUAAGCUGUACGACCUCAUGACAAUGGCCUUCAAGUACCAAGUAUCUCUGUGUUUACGACCCAGUGAUGUGCUCCUGGUUACGCUGAAUCACAUGGAUGCCAUCCGUCACUUUGUCGAGGAUUCUCAGCCUAUCAGGCAGCAGGUUGAUCAUGUCUACAGACUUCUCAUCCAGACGUAUGCCUCGAAAUCUGCUGGGCAGUUUCAGCUGAUCAGACAGACACUGUUAAAUUUUUUCCAGGAUAUGCACAUACGAGUGUCUAUUUUUCUCAAAGACAAGGUACAGAACAGCAAUGGCAGGUUUGCUCUUCCUGUCAAUGGACCCGUGCCUUGGGCAACUGAAAUUCCAGGGACCAUACGGAUAUUCAAUGUGAGAGGUGAGCAGAUUAAGACUGUCCAGUUCCCAGCAGGAGGGAGGUACACUACUCUACACAGGGAAGGCUCAUAUGACCCUAAAGGGGAUCGCGUGACAUCCCUGGGAACCAACAUGUAUAAUGUAAGCAGACCCGUGGACACGAGUGCAAUGGGAGCCCAGAAAAACAGCACACCCUCAGCAGCACUGGAAAGUGUUCCACCAGAUCCUCUAGCUAAAGCUCAGCUGGAUUUGUUAUCAGCCCUGAUUGGAGGAACCAAGACAGCUGAGAAACAAAAGUUCCGCCUUAAUCUAUUUAACACAGAUGAAGAAGAAGGACAAGCAUCUGUUUACAAACCCGUUUCAACUACUCCAGCCAACGUCAUUGAAAUAGAUGCAUCUAAGAGAGGGAAGAAUGCGGAGCUGAGUCGUAUAAUGGGAGAACUUUCGGUAGAAGGAGAUGGUAGUCAUGACGACACAGACUUGUUAGACCUCAUGGACAGUGCAUAGCAGAGGGAGGAUUUCCAGUCAUGUGACUUUCUUCAUGGUGACAUUCAAGUACUGAUGUACUAGCUAUGCUGGGAAGCAGAGCUGCAAAUGUUGCCUAACAGAAGAUUUAUGGAUAAAUUAUUGAUCCAUGUGAAGAUCUACACUCAAGUUAAAUUUUCGAGUCACAUUUUUGUAGGAUACUUUACAUAGUACCAACCAGAGCAAUCUCACUGAAGACAGAUCUAGUACAUACUCCACAUACUGACUAGAACAAGGCCUAACUCCGACACAAUUAAUGCUCUCACAAUUAAUGGGGCCUUGGUGAUAAUAGAUGAGUGAUGGCACUUUCUGGCCAUUGGCACAGUUUAAUGCGCAUUGACGACCAAUUAUUUUCCAUGAAUAUGGUGUCUGUAUCUGUAUGCCUACAUAGUUUUCAAGAGGUGAAAAAUUUUUAAGUAUGGCGUUGAACAACAUUGAAAUAAAUACAUACAUGUACUCUCAGCAUGUCAGCACAUCCAAUACAUGUACUGGCUUCUGUAUGUUGGGCAGUAAACUCAGUCGGGGCCUCUGUGGCCUCAUGGUUAUCAUGCUUAUCGUGACAGUGACCCAGAGUUCAAAUCCAGCUCUUGCUGGUUUCCUCUCCAGUUGUAUGUGGAGAGGUCUGGCAUCAACCUGCAGAUGGUUACAGAUUUUCCUUGGGCUCUGCCUGGUUUCUUCCAAACCAAAAUUGUAGCAGCCAUCGUAUAAAUGAAAUAUUCUUGAGUAUGGUGUAAAUCUCCAAUCAAAUAAAGUAAAUAAAUAGUGAAGUCUGCCAUUUGUAUAUUGAAAUAAUUCUUUUCAUGGCUUUGACUUCUUCAAGUAGAAGGCUCAUCAGAUGAGAGCAGGUGAUAUGUCCGGUUCUCAUCUAGUUAGGGUAAGAACAGUAUAGGGAGUGUCUGUUAUAAAUAGAUCUGGUUCUAGUGAGAUUGUUUGGCCGAGUCACAUGUAACUGUGUGUGAAUGUUUGUAAAACUUAUGGUACAUGUUCACGUGACAUCUUUGUUAUUAUUAUUAUUAUCAUUUGCCGAGAUAGGGCUGGCCAGUCAUCCAUAAGGAAAAGAAAUCCUCUAAUUGAGGGGCCAUGCAGGUCCCUCUACCUGCAUGUACAUGAAGAAGAAUACAUGGUUAUUUCAGUGAUGGUUUACUAAGUGAUCAUGAAUAAUUAUAGCUAGUAUUUACAAUGCAAGUAUGUCAUGUAGGUAGAGGGAACUUUUGUUCCAUCAGUGACCAGAUUGCCUUCCCUUUGCAGAGGGCUGGUGAGCCCUACUGUUGUCUGAAGUGUGAUAUGAGAAAUCCAAUCAGCUCCUAGUCCUUCUUUUUGUAAAUUAUACCUAUACAUGUAGUAUCACUUCAAAGGUAUCAAUGAUUGUUUAAAUCCAUUUUUUUUUCAUUGUUGAGGCAUAAUUCUUUCACUGGUACUUAAUAAAGGAUUGUGUCACUAAUUGGCUGGUGUUUGAGAUGAUACACUGUAAGUAUGUCCUCGGGCAUGGCUUAUUUAUCCGAGCUUGGCCAAAGCUAGAAACCUUCACCUGACAACCCUGUGUCACAACACUGUGUCUGUGGUCGAAUUUGUAGAGGAUUUUAUAAUAGGGUAAUUUAAAUGAGAAUGUACAGACAACAUGUUGUUGUUAUAUUCUUAGAAACUACAAAUACUCAUGGUGCCUAAUUUAGGAAAUUCUGCUUGACCAUAACCAAUACUGUAGACACAUGGGUGGCCCUUGUAGUUAUACACUUUAGAAAUUGGGUUUCAGGACAGUUAGAAUACCUGUAUACAUGUGGGUAACAAGAUAUACAUGUAUGUGACAUAUUCAAUGUGGUCAUGUUUUUCUGUUUAUAGCUCCCUGAAAAAGGUUACCUUGAGUAAUGAAUAGAAUGAUUUUCUCAUUCCAUCCACGGCUUCAUUGCAUGGAUGUGUUCAUUACAAAGUUACUUACAAAGAAGAGUAUCUAUGUUAGAUGUUGUACUGUGAUAGUGCUGAAAAGAAGUGCCUUGUCUGUUGUAGCUGUUUGAACAUCUUGAUAACUGCUCACAGUGAGUGACAUUUUAAGUAAAGAUCCUAAAAAAACAAA